Molecule: messenger RNA, 2444 nt
Organism: Scomber japonicus (chub mackerel)
Lineage: Eukaryota; Metazoa; Chordata; Actinopteri; Scombriformes; Scombridae
Gene: prdm1c
Product: PR domain containing 1c, with ZNF domain
Exons: 7
Coding region: 99-2444 (781 amino acids)
Biological process (GO): regulation of transcription by RNA polymerase II; cell fate commitment
Cellular component (GO): nucleus; cytoplasm
Molecular function (GO): histone deacetylase binding; DNA-binding transcription repressor activity, RNA polymerase II-specific; RNA polymerase II cis-regulatory region sequence-specific DNA binding
Source: RefSeq, a predicted model, not a curated record
GAGAGAGAGAGCACAAGAGAGAGGACAAGAGACGGAGAACAGCCACUGGUUGCUCAUAGACACUCAAGCAUUCAAAGAGGGCACGGACAGCCUGCCUUAUGUGUGGCUCCUCUCAAGGCUUCACAGCCUCCUCCUCUCAGUGCAGCACAGCCAUGUUAACCUCAGAAGGGUCACCACAAAGCACAGGGGUCAUAAUAGCAGCGAUGGCAGACACACAGGAUGUAGACAUGACAUCAUGGAGGGAGACGGACUAUGAGGAGAAGUGCACUUACAUCGUGAAGGACCAACCUCUGGAGGAAGAGUCCGAAAACCGCAGCAGGACACGGGCCGAGAGAUCCUUACCCAGAAACCUGGCUCUGAAACGCCACCUGAACUCAGCAGAGGUGCUUGGGGUGACCAGUAAGGAGUUGAUUCCAAAGGGGACACGUUUUGGGCCUCUGGUGGGAGAAAGCUACACCAAUGAAACACUGUUAAAAGAUGCCAACAGAAAGUACUUUUGGAGGGUCUUCUUGGAGGGGCACUUACACCAUAUCCUGGAUGGUUUGAAUGAGGAGAGGAGCAAUUGGAUGCGUUAUGUCAACCCAGCCCGUGGUGUGGAGGAGCAGAACCUGGUUGCAUGCCAGAGCGGUUUGAACAUCUAUUUCUACACCAUCAAGCCUCUUCAGCCUGGCCAGGAGCUUCUGGUGUGGUACUGCCCUGAAUUUGCCAAGCGCUGUAACUACCCCCCACCGGGCCAACUGAAUAUUGACUGUAUUGAGCAGAGUCAAGCUCGGGAGAAGACAACAGGGAAACGAGGACACAGUGUCUCUGAAAUUCUCCAAGAUGAGCCCUCGAAAUCCUUGACUACAUGCCCCAGACGUCCAGGCAGCCCUUUGUCUCAGAACAACCUAUCAGUUUUUCCUCUCUGUCCCCGCGUUGUCUACCCAGUCAAGCCCCACACAGAAGCUGCCCAUGGCCACAGAUAUGCUCCUCUGCCAUCUCUGCCAUCCUGUGGCCCUCCAGCUACCAAAAGGCCAGCUUUAAGUAGUCCUGCCUCCUCUAGUUCGCGCUUCAGCUUUCAGCACAGUCAAAGCCCUGUUAUAGCCAAACCUUAUCAAGAGCCCUCUGUGCCUGAUUGUGUUUAUCCUGCUCUGAGGCACAAUCCCUAUCUCAUGCCUCACUACUCACUUGGCCUUAACAGCAUUCUACCUCAUCCAUUCCCAUUCUAUGCUGAUCGACUGAAACCUCGCUUGACACUCUCAUCCCAUUUUCUGCCAUUUGAUGGCUAUGCACACCUCGUCCACCCUCUGGCCAAUGGACAUAAAGACUUUUCACUUGCACUAUCAGAUACAAAACAAGACCUCAUUGUUUCACCAACCAGUGAGCACAAAGACAACAAGAACCUCAUGACCAAAAGGACAAACUACCUCAGGAGCCCCUCAGAAGACCUCAGAGAUUUCAAACACUCUCCUCCCAGCAAUGUCCACGCAGACUUCCCUAUACCUUCUACAUCCAGUGCCUCAUCCAUGGUGACCUCACUCUGCGGAGCACUGCCCUCUCUUGCACCUGGAGGAUGCUCACCACCGCUGGGCACAGCUGCCUCUUCAGACCAUCUCCCUUCAAAACCCACCCCUGCCACACAGAGCAAUAAUGUGGAUGCAAUAGACCUCAGGAAGACCAAACACGGAGGGCAUAUCAUUGGCUACAAGACCUUGUCUUACCCCCUCACCAGGCAGAAUGGAAAGAUCCGGUAUGAGUGCAACGUCUGCGGAAAAGUCUUUGGGCAGCUGUCCAACCUCAAGGUCCAUCUGCGGGUGCACAGUGGAGAGCGUCCCUUCAGGUGUCAAACCUGCAACAAGAACUUCACUCAACUGGCCCACCUGCAGAAACACUACCUGGUUCACACAGGAGAAAAGCCUCAUGAAUGCAAGGUGUGCCAUAAGCGAUUCAGCAGCACUAGUAACUUGAAGACCCACCAGCGGCUACACUCGGGUGAGAGGCCUUACCAGUGCAAGCUCUGCCCAGCCCGGUUUACUCAGUUCGUCCACCUGAAGCUCCACAAACGCCUCCACACUGGGGAGCAACCUCACCGGUGUCCUCGCUGCCCCUGUGCCUAUCUCCACUACUGCAGCCUCCAGGUGCAUCUCCAAGGCUUCUGCCCUCUCUCCCCCUCAGUGUCCCACAGACACUCACCAGAGGAGCUACACAGAGUCAACUCUGAGAUCGAGAGGUUUGACAUGAGCGAGGCGGCAGAGCAACUUGAGGCCAUGGCUGUGGAGGCUGAGAUGGACAAGGGGAAUGUUAUUGAUCUAAUAAAGAAGAUGGAGACUCACACCAGAGGGGACACCGAGCUAAGCAUCUACAAAUCAGUAAAGGAGUGUUUUGCUGUUCAGCUACAUCAUAGCCCUCUACCUCUGCAUCAUACCAGCAUCAAACUGGAGUCAGGUUGCAUGUCAGAGUCCUAA